GGAUGGAUGUUGUGGACUUCGUGAAGAGUUAUCUCUUCAAGAGUGACUCUGCAAAUACAGAUAAUCUGACAUUUAAAAUACACUACAGGGUCUGCUUUUCCUUCCUCCUAGGAUGCAUGGCGUUGGUGUCAGCUCGCCAGUACAUAGGAGACCCUAUCAACUGUAUAGUAGAUGGUGUGCCUAGUGGUACAAUGGAUCUGUACUGCUGGAUACAUGCUACGUUUUCAGUGCCAUCUAGAUGGGGGAAAGGAUCUGAGGAGUAUGGAGAGGGAAAUCCUGCUGCUAUUGGGGAAAUAAAUCCCCAUCCAGGGAUAGCCCCACCUCAGGAAGGAGAGGAGGUGGUUUACCACAAAUACUAUCAAUGGGUCGUCUUCGUUCUAUUCCUCCAGGCUCUCUGUUUCCAUAUUCCCCGAAUGAUCUGGAAACACUCUGAGGGAGGAAUAGUAAAGAUGCUGGUGGGGGAUCUAGUAGAUCCAAUGUAUAUUGUAAGUUUCUAUAAAAACAAGAAAGAGUUUAGAUGGUUCUUUUAUUUUAAUCUAAUAUACUUAAUUAUUAAUAAUAAUUUAAUAUUUCAGUUAUUUUGCCUGGUGAAUGUGAUAGCUCAAGUUUACAUCACUGACAGAUUUCUGGGAUACAGUUUCACAACCUAUGGUUGGGAUGUGUUUACUCUGAACAAUAUGAACCCUGAAGAUAGACCGGAUCCUAUGAAUGUCGUCUUCCCAAAAGUGACGAAAUGUACUUUCUUCAAGUAUGGAAGCUCUGGUACUAUUGAAAGCAGGGAUGGAUUGUGCAUUCUGGCGCUUAAUGUUAUCAAUGAGAAGAUUUAUGUUUUCUUGUGGUUUAUGUUUGUCGGGGUCGCUAUCUUCACUAUUUGUGCUUUGAUCUACAGAGUGCUGAUUAUUGCUGUUCCUGCACUGAGAACACAAGUCCUCAUGACCUCAACAUUAUACCAGGUUGACCGUAAAACUGUGGAGAAGGUGUUGUCCUGUCCUAACCACAGCUUUCUAGAUAGGGUUGGAGAUUAUUGGAUUCUUUUCCUCUUGUCACGAAACCUCUCCCCAAUUGCAAUGCGGGAGUUGUUUGAUGAGCUUCGACCUAUUUUGCACCCAGAGCAGAACCAUUACGGAGGAUACCCAACCCUAACCCCUCAGGAGUACGAAAAGGAGUCCAAGAUGUAAACACAACUCCAAAAUGUAAACAGAACUCCAAAAUGUAAACAAACACAAUUCCAAGAUGUAAGCACAUCGUGGAGACCAGAUUUAAUGAAUAGUGAGAAUAAUUUGAAUCCCGUACCGCAGGUUCAACCAGUUUUCUUGUGCUCUUUAAGUUAAAGAGAGGUGGUUUAGCCACCAUUUCCUGGUUCAACAAAGUUGCGCUAAUUAUUAAAUCUGGCCCAAGUUUGAUUAAACCAUUUAGCACAAAAAACGUCACAGCUUUCCAUGUUUUAGUUAAGCCGUGCUCUUAUAUAUUUUAAAGCUUAUUUUUUUAUUCAACUUUUACUCAGUUUUGUUUAGUCAGAAUAGCUGCUACAUGUAACAACAUUACAAACAUUACAAAAUUAAUUUUCACAAAAAUGUUUUAUUGAAUUAAAGAAUUAUUUUAUUUUAUAAAAAUGGAGUUUUUGUUUUGUUUUAUUGUUCGAGUAUGUAAAAUGAUAUUAUAUAUUUGAGAUGUAAGAUUGUUUGUAUGUUGGACAAGAUUCUGUUAACUAAAAGUUCAAAAUUUUAUUGAAUUUUAUCAACAACUUAUCUUUAAAAAGAGAAAAGUGUCCUGAUCAGCAUAUGUUGGACUCAAAAAUAACUGUGUAAUAGGAAGAUGACUUUUAAGAACCUAAUGUAUAUUUUUACCAUUAGCUGAAAAAUAUGACAGUAAAAUGGGUUCUGUUUACACUGCACAAUUCCUGUGUGUUCAUUGGAUUACUUAGACUUGGGCCUAGGAGUCGUCUUCGUAUUCCAUAGAUUGAUGGGUCCUACUGUACAUACACAUUUAUACAAAUGUACCCGCAGCUUCACAUUGCAAUCUAAAUAUAAACAAAAAGUAUUUCUGAAAUGGCUUCCAAUAAACAAAUAGUUACAAUAUUUUUAUUUCUGUAAUAAAAUUUUAAAUGUGAUUUUAA
Molecule: messenger RNA, 2116 nt
Organism: Eurytemora carolleeae
Lineage: Eukaryota; Metazoa; Arthropoda; Copepoda; Calanoida; Temoridae
Product: innexin inx2
Exons: 14
Coding region: 3-1178 (391 amino acids)
Biological process (GO): phototransduction
Cellular component (GO): gap junction; plasma membrane
Molecular function (GO): gap junction channel activity
Source: RefSeq, a predicted model, not a curated record